This is a messenger RNA of Symbiodinium sp. CCMP2456, 1047 nucleotides long. The record is from the annotation of a GenBank genome assembly. NCBI's taxonomy places the organism in Eukaryota, Dinophyceae, Suessiales, Symbiodiniaceae.
AUGGUACCAGAACCUUCGAGCACAGACACACAAGAGGCUACACAGAGGGAACCGGAAACGCCACCAGGACGUUUGAGCACAGGCGUUUCGAGCACAGACGCACAAGAAGCUACACAGAGGGAACCCGAAACGCCACCAGGACCUUUGAGCACAGGUGCGCUAGAGGCUACACAAUUAGAGCCCGUAACGACAACACCAGGCCAGCCUCUGGGCCCCAGGCAGUCGGAUGAUCUCUUCUCGUCAAACGACGAGUCUGAGUUUGCAGUCCACAGCAAACCACCUCCAGAGCUCACGAAGGCUGCUAUCAAGCAGCGCAUCAGAAGAAUCUUCACACCAAGGGCUGACGGCUCUUACUUAGUGGGGGAAGACUUUGUGCGGCAAUGGGCUGACAAGUCCGAAGGCGGUGGUAGAGACAAGAUGAUGGCACUGUUUGAGAAGACGGCUUAUCAUCGGGAACAGUUUAUCAAGCGGUGCAAGGCCAUCGCAGAGUCUAUUGAGGAGGAAAGCUUCGACAUCGAAGGAGAGUUUUUGACUCUCAACGACAUGGACCGCCUUAACUUCUCAGAGACCCGCAAAAAGGGCAUCGUUCGGUACUGUUCGACGCGGCCUUCUUUGGUGAGGCAAAGCAAGUACGGGGAAGGCGAAAUGUACUGGACUGACACACGCAUUAAAGGGAAGAUCUCGAAGAGCCGGCGCAAGGUGUUCCAGGAAGCUAUGGAAUGGGAUGAGGAGGCUGACUCCAAAGACGAAAUCCUUAAUCGGAGCUUCGACGACUGGACGCUUGGGGUGUCCGGUGACACCUUCCAGAACAUCAUCGGUAACGACGACGCUGUGCCCGCCGACGAGCCGGAGAGCCUCACGAGUAGCAGUGUUAUGCAGAAGGUAAGUUGGCCUGAGCUAGCUAAAGACGCUGCCCCAAGCAGUCUGUUGCAUCCGUGCAAGAAGUGCGUCGAGAAACAUGAGAAGAAACUUGACUUGCUGCUCCAGCGCUACGAUGCUGUGAAAGCGGACAAGUUGUCAAGCUUGCAAUCGCAGACCCGAACUUAG